Messenger RNA from Ailuropoda melanoleuca (giant panda), 2694 nucleotides. RefSeq names its product WD repeat domain 76 (gene WDR76). Gene Ontology annotation, biological process: regulation of DNA damage checkpoint. Bases 473 to 2362 code for a protein of 629 amino acids. Gene Ontology annotation, cellular component: nucleus. The record is from RefSeq and is a predicted model, not a curated record. The transcript has 14 exons. Lineage: Eukaryota; Metazoa; Chordata; Mammalia; Carnivora; Ursidae. Gene Ontology annotation, molecular function: protein binding; DNA binding.
CUGUUACCGCGCAUGUUCACAGGCGGCUCCAGCGUACUCAGUCUCUCAGUGCUUGGACGUCGCUUCUGGCGGGAAAUUGCUUCCCAUUGGGCUUUGCCGCUAAGAUCCUGUGGCGACCCAGGCUCACGUUACAAGACAAGGUGGUUUUUUUCUCAGCAGAAGCGCCAGUGUUUUUCAAAGCGAGAUACUGGCAUGAGCAGCAUCAAAAAUACCAGGAUCUGAGGUAAAAAUAUGUAUUCGGUCCAAUCGCAUCUCUAUAAAGAAUUUGUUUGGGGUGAGGCUGGUGAGCUUGACACGUACCAAGACGACCGUGACGCCCGCGUGCCCCUCCCCCUCCGGCCAGCUGGCGUCAGAGCCCGUCUGAGCCGCUCGCCAGACCCCGCCCCAGCCCCGCUGCUCCUCCCCUUCCCCCUCCCCGCGCCUCCCUUCGCAAUCUUGGCGGGAAGACGCCAGCCGCUAAGCGGCCGAGAAGAUGUCGGGGUCGCGCGCGGCCAGCGAGGAGAAGGUGGGCUCCAGGCAGCGACACCAGAUGAAGGUGAAUGAGUGUAAAGAAAACCAAAACAUCACUUGUGUAUCUCUGAGACCAGUACAGACUACAGUUUUAGGAAAAACACCCAAGGUGUAUCUUGUUCCCUUUUCACUCAGUAAUUACAAGCCAGACCAGCAUAAGUACCCCAAAUACCUAUUGGAUAAGAAGUCUAACAAUGAAGUUGCAUGUAAGAAAUUUAAGAAGACUGAAAUAAGGAAAACUUGCAGAAGGAUUUUAACUCCAAGGAUGGAAGGCACAUCUUCCAAGGCAGAAUCCACUUUGCAAAAAUCAUCCUUAGAUGUUUAUACUGAAAGUGACAAGCAACAACACAAGAGCACUUCGGAUACAGUGAUUCUCAGUGUUGAUAUGGAAAGCAGUCAGGAUCUAGACAGUGAUGAAGAUACCACACCAGGCCUGGAUGAAUUUUCAGGAUUAUCACCGUAUGAAAGGAAGAGACUGAAGAACAUAUCAGAAAAUGCAAACUUUUUUGCUUCUCUUCAGUUGUCUGAGUCAGCUGCAAGGCUCCGUGAAAUGAUAAAGAAGAGGCAGCCUCCUGAAUCCAAAAGAAAAAAGCCCAAAAAGAGAGAAAAUGGGACUGGAUGUAGAAGAUCAAUGAGAUUACUAAAAGUAGAGCCUUCAGGAGUGUCAUUACCAGCAACCCCAACCCAGCCGACGGUAAUAGCGGAUGAAAAUCCUUUGUUGCCUCCUGGACCUUUAGAAAUGACUCCUGAAAAUCGAGAAGAUGACAGUGAACUAUUUAAAAGAUUUCUACAGAGUUGGGCAGAAGUGAGCAAGACAAGUAAUAAGAACACUGAGAAGGAGUUGCCUAACAUUAAAAGCUAUAAAGCCAAUUUAAGUGGCAUGGUCAUUAAUGAAGAUACUGUUCAUAAAGUUACCAAAGGCGCAAUAUUUUCUGUGGCUCUCCACCCCUCAGAAAUUAGAACUUUGGUGGCAGCUGGGGCCAAAUCUGGGCAAGUUGGACUUUGGGAUUUGACUCACCAGUCUAAAGAAGAUGGAAUUUAUGUUUUCCAGCCCCACAGUCAGCCAGUUAGCUGUCUUUACUUCUCACCCGCCAAUCCGGCUCACAUACUGUCCCUGAGCUAUGAUGGUACAUUACGCUGUGGGGAUUUUUUGAGGGCUAUUUUUGAAGAGGUAUAUAGAGAUGAAAGAAAUAGCUUUUCCUCUUUUGACUUCUUGGGAGAAGAUGCCUCCACUUUAAUAAUAGGACACUGGAAUGGAAAUAUAUCACUGGUAGAUAGACGGACACCUGGAACUUCUUAUGAGAAACUUAUCAAUUCUUCUUUGAGCAAAAUAAGAACUGUUCAUGUCCACCCAGUGCAUAGACAGUAUUUUAUCACUGCAGGAUUGAGGGAUGUUCAUGUUUAUGAUACAAGACACCUGAAUCCCAGGAGAAGCCAGCCUUUGAUUUCUUUGACUGAACACACAAAGAGCAUCGCUUCUGCCUAUUUUUCACCUCUUACUGGUAACAGAGUAGUGACCACAUGUGCUGAUUGUAAGCUGAGAAUCUUUGACAGCAGCUGUGUAUCCUCUGAGAUUCCUCUUCUCACUACCAUCAGGCACAACACUAUCACUGGGCGAUGGCUGACCCGGUUCCAGGCUGUGUGGGACCCUAAACAAGAAGACUGUGUCAUAGUUGGCAGCAUGGCUCAUCCACGACGGGUAGAAAUCUUCCAUGAGACAGGAAAACAUGUGCAUUCUUUUUUUGGUGGAGAAUGCCUUGUCUCUGUGUGUUCCAUCAACACUAUGCACCCGACUCGGUAUAUUUUGGCUGGAGGUAAUUCCAGUGGGAAGAUACAUGUUUUUAUGAAUUAAGAAAGUUGCUGAGUGUUUGGUUUAGCAACAUCAAUUUGUUCAAAUUAAUCAGUGUCUAGGGAGCUUAGUAAUUCAUGUGGCUUGGCCUGUUUUUAAUGUGUUCUAUUUAGUGAACAUAAAAUUGCUUUAUUAAUAACUGAGCAGAACGUAUACAGUUACAUACUUACACAUUUAGUAAGGGAGAAGCCUUUUAAGUUGUUUCUGUAGGUUGGGGAAGGAAUUUGAGGGGAGGCUGUGAUGCCUUCAGCGCUUUUAAUCAGGCAGUAUGUUGAGAAAUUCUAGCAUUAUAAAUUACAAAGCUUUGAUCAGUAUUAAAGGUUUUUUUGGUUUAA